Molecule: messenger RNA, 4939 nt
Organism: Syngnathus acus (greater pipefish)
Lineage: Eukaryota; Metazoa; Chordata; Actinopteri; Syngnathiformes; Syngnathidae
Gene: sox5
Product: SRY-box transcription factor 5
Exons: 15
Coding region: 212-2593 (793 amino acids)
Biological process (GO): positive regulation of chondrocyte differentiation; regulation of transcription by RNA polymerase II; cell fate commitment
Cellular component (GO): nucleus
Molecular function (GO): RNA polymerase II cis-regulatory region sequence-specific DNA binding; DNA-binding transcription factor activity, RNA polymerase II-specific
Source: RefSeq, a predicted model, not a curated record
AGAGAGAGAGAGAGAGAGUGCAAGAGAGGAGGAGGGAGGGUGUCAGUCUGAAAGUGUGUGAGUAGAGCGAGCGAGGAACACACACACAGUCGUACGCAGAAAGAGAGAAUCGGCGGCGUGUGUGAAGGAUCACUCCUGUCCCGUCUUGUUCUGAGGGGAGACCUACCCAACCCGGUCCAGUCAGUCGAGUAUUUUUUUGGGGGACUCUUUUAUGUUGUUGCUGUCGAGAGAGACGGACCCUUACUCCAGCAUGCUCACUGAGCCUGAGCUACCUCAGGAGUGUAACAGGAUGUCUUCCAAGCGACCAGCCUCUCCAUAUGGGGGGACAGAUGGAGAGGUAACCAUAGCAACCAGCAGAAAGCGAGUGGAGGAUGAGGAGAGCGAGGGACUGGGUGGCGUGAUCCACCUCCCUUUGGCCUCCUACUGCAGUAAGGUGUCCCCGCGCUCGCCCCCCUUCCGCACCUUGGACAGCCCCCCCAACAACACGGAUCUGGACGGUUCCAAGGGGAACUCCCUAAGCCCUUACCCCCUGCACAAUGCUACCUCACCGGGCAAAGACGAAGGCGGCGCCGGGUGCCGGCCGUGCAGCGACGGAGGCUCGAGCGCCGGCGCCCUGGGGACCCCGGAGAGACGCAAAGGGAGCCUGGCGGACGUGGUGGACACACUGAAACAACGCAAGAUGGAGGAGCUGAUCAAGAAUGAACCAGAAGAAGCUCCCAGCAUUGAGAGGCUGUUGUCAAAGGACUGGAAGGACAAACUUUUGGCCAUGGGCUCAGGGCACAUUGGCGAAAUUAAAGGUACACCGGACAGCCUGGCGGAGAAAGAGCGCCAACUCAUGGGCAUGAUCGGCCAGCUGAGCAGCCUGAGGGAGCAGCUCCUGGCGGCCCACGAGGAGCAGAAGAAGCUGGCCGCCUCGCAGAUGGAGAAACAGAGGCAGCAGAUGGAGCUGGCCAAGCAACAGCAGGACCAGAUUGCCCGGCAACAGCAGCAGCUCCUGCAGCAGCAGCACAAAAUCAACCUCCUGCAGCAACAAAUACAGCAGGUCCAGGGCCAACUCCCGCCGCUGAUGAUUCCCGUCUUUCCCCCGGACCAGAGGACCCUGGCGGCGGCGGCGGCCCAGCAGGGCUUCCUCAUGCCACCCGGCUUCAACUACAAACCGGGCUGCAGUGACCCGUACCCUCUGCAGCUCAUCCCGACAACAAUGGCGGCGGCAGCUGCCGCCACACCGGGCCUGGGCCAGCUUCAGCUUCAGCAGUUGUACGCGGCUCAGCUGGCGGCCAUGCAGGUCUCCCCCGGGGCCAAGCAGCACGGCCUGGCGUCCCAAGCCAACCUGGGCACGCACUCCCCGCCCACCAACGCACACGCGCAGAGCGACAAGAGUCGUUGCUCCCCGCAGCCAAACAAGACCAAGGACAGUGAGGGUGCACAGCCACUGAACCUGUCGGCCAAGCCUAAGGCAUCCGAGAGCAAGUCACCCAACUCCCCCCCAACUUCCCCACAGGUCCCCGCUGCUGCUGCUGCCGCUGCUGCCAAGCUGGGCCCCGCCGGCUCCAUGAAGCACAGUGUCGCCCCCUCCAGCAUCGGAGGACCUCCGGGCAGAGUCAGCUCAAUAGCAGACUUGCUGUCGUCUCUGUCUUCGGGUGCCUACCUGAACGACCACGAGGCCGUGACCAAGGCGUUCGCCGAGGCCCGGCAAAUGAAAGAGCAACUCAAGCGGGAGCAGCAAGUGCUCGACGCUAAAGUGGCGGCCGUCAGCAGCCUCGGACUCAACAACGGGCGCGCCGACAAGGACAAAGCGGCCUUGGAGAGUUUGAGUCAACAAUUGAAGCAGCAGGCCGAGGACAAGUUCAGCCACGCCAUGCUGGACUUCACCAUGAGCGGCGACUCCGACGGUUCCCCGAGCGUGUCCGACUCUCGGAUAUUCCGCGAGGCCCGAGGUCGCGGCAGCAGCGAGCCGCAUAUCAAACGGCCAAUGAACGCCUUCAUGGUGUGGGCCAAGGAUGAGCGCAGGAAGAUUCUGCAGGCUUUCCCUGACAUGCACAACUCCAACAUCAGCAAGAUCCUCGGCUCGCGCUGGAAGGCCAUGACCAACUUGGAGAAGCAGCCGUACUACGAGGAGCAGGCGCGCCUCAGCAAGCAGCAUCUGGAGAAGUACCCCGACUACAAGUACAAGCCGCGGCCCAAGCGCACGUGCCUGGUGGACGGCAAGAAGCUACGCAUCGGCGAGUACAAAGCCAUCAUGCGCUCCCGGCGACAGGAAAUGAGGCAGUACUUCAGUGUGGGGCAGCAGAGUCAGCUGCCGCUAUCGUCGGCGGGCGUGGUCUACCCGGGCGCCCUCUCCAUGGCGGGCAUGCCGUCGCCCCAGAUGCCCUCGGAGCACUCGAGCAUGUCGAGUAGCCCCGAGCCCAACGCCAACCACCACCACCACCACCACUCCUCGGCCCACCUGGGCGGCCUGAAAGGCGACGAGCCCCGCAUCAAGGAGGAGGAGCUACGGCUGGACGACAGUAACGGCGACGUCUACGACGACUUCGACUACGAGGACGAGGAAGCCGACUACGUCAGCGACAACGAGAACCACAUCGCACAAUAGGAGCGGCGGCGCCGUCCGAUCGACCUUUCGACCCCUUAUCCCCACCGUCCCCCCCCCGCGGACUCUUCGCAGAGCCCCUCCCAUUAAACUCCCGAUACCAGCGUCCGACCAAUCAGCUGAAGUGACGGACUGUCACUCACGUUGACUGUUACAAAAUCUGGGAGGAAGACAAAAGCCAGCCAGCCAGCCCCUGACACUUCCCGAGAAGAAGGAAGGGAGGGGCGGGGCUUGAAGCGACCUAUCAAACAAUUUGUACACACAAAAAAAAAAAGUCGCAAAACAGCGGACCUGUCACGGGCCGAAACAGAUGACACUUUAAAAAUGGCGGACCUUUUUUUUUUUCUCAAGAAACACUUUUUAAAAGAGAGAAAAAAAAAACUUUUUUUUCCUGUUUUCGGUUCUAUAAUAUUCUCACUCAGGUACACGGUGCCAAUAAGUGGCUUGUGAAUGUGACUUGUUUUAUUUUUUUUGUGCUAAGUUUAAAUAAUAAUAGGAAAAAGAGACAUUACUCCCCCCUCCCCCCCUCGUCUGUUGUGAAGCACCUGAAAGACACCACGAUUUAUUUCCGACAAGAGAUUUUUCAAACUACCGGACGGCAACGGAGGGACGGAUAUUUUUAUUUUAUUUUAAUUUAUAAUUUUGUGGGUUGGGUCGACGACGACAAGCACUGUGUUCGCGAGACAAUCCACCCGGUUGUCAUCUUGCGCCGACCCUCCACAGAGCUUGAACCACGCAACCGUGUGUGUGUGUGUGUGUGUGUGUGUGUGUGUGUGUGUGUUUGUGUGAGGAGGGUUAGCCCCUUUUCUGUGCUGAAAAAAAAAAAGAAACUAACUGCUGUUCAUCGACUAUCACAUGCACACACACACACACACACACACAACUGUUAUGUGUUUUCCCCCCGCUGAACUCAGCGGGCCGCCAGUCAGUGUUUCCGUUUUGUAUUUGAAGACUGUAUUUUUAUUAUUUCUCUAAACUGCCUCUAUUCUAAUAUUAUUAACAAUAAUUAUAAGGACGGUCAGCUAUGUUUAGUAAGUUAUGUACAGUAUAAUUUAUUUUUCUUCUCAAUCUUGGCUUUUUUAUGAGAUUAUUUUAGCCUGUAGGUAUUAGAAAAAAUCUUUUUUUUUUGUGUGUUCCCUUUUGAGUUUUUCUCACGUUUCGUAUUAAUCCUCCUCGGACAAGCUGAAAACUUAACCGGUGGGGAGGGGGGGGGGGGACCAUUUUUAAAAAGCACUCAGACUCUCUCAUCAGAGAAAAGAAGAACAUGAUAUUUUUUAUUAUUAUAAUUAUUAUUACGUUUAUUUGGAAUGCUUAUUCGAAAUGUAUAAUGUGAAGAUUUUUUUUUUCCUUUUCCCAAAAGCCCCAACGUUUACUCGCUCGGCCGGAUACGCAGUGGAACAUCAUUGGCUGGACUCCACACACACACACACACACACACACAUAUACAUACACACACGAGAUUAUUCAUAACAACCAAACAAGUCCUAUGCUGUCUUUUUGUUAUUUUUUUUUUUUUUUUUACAUUUAGAUUAAAUCCUGUACAUAUAUUUUGUUUUUAUGUGAUAGUGGUUUAUUUUAAUCAUAGGAAAGCAGUGUUUACCCCACCAAUGGUGUUCCGCUGCGUUCGUACGGCAUCUUAAACUCCAUCAGGAGCCUUUUUUUUUAUUUUAGUUUUUUUUUUGGAGUUGCUUUUUUGAGCUCCACAGAGCCAUGACUUCUCAUGACUUGACUUUGCUGUACAGCCAGCCCUGUUAUCACGCCAUGAUGCUGGAGAAAGGGGAGAGGAGGGGGAGAGGAGGAGGAGGAGGGGGGGGUAUUAGGACGUCAAUCAUCCCUGCUGGUAAGGUCGGCCCUCCCCGUAUCGAGACAAUGAAGAAGAAGGCGAUCAUAUUAUUUAAGACAAUCAAAGUCAUGAGUGGAGCUCAAAAUCAAGUCCGAAAUUACAACGGCGACAGAAAAAAAAUAAAAUAUCUGACCAUCUCAACUUGAAGAAUCAAGAAAGAUAAUUAUGUAAAUAUAACAUAGAGUUAUAGAUUUAUAUUUUGUUCAUAACACAAUGUAAUAUAAGUUGUAUAUUUGUUUUUUUUUUCUCUCUCCUCUCUCUUCCUCUGUCUCUUUUUUCUUGAUGUUUAUCCAUGCCACAGGAGUGAAGUCGCAUCGCAGUACUCUCACAAAGAAAAAACGAAAAAUGAAGAAAAUUAUGAAAGAAACAAUGAAAAAUUGAAGGGGGGUAAAAAGAGGAAAAAAAUAACAUUUGUGGGCUACCACCACCAUCUGUUCUAAGUUCACUUUUUUUCAGUAUUACUGCCAGACGAGGCUCUAAUAAAGACGGCAAUGUGUUCGGUAAAA